Drosophila takahashii is the source of this 4597-nucleotide messenger RNA. RefSeq names its product Protein tyrosine phosphatase 52F (gene Ptp52F). Gene Ontology annotation, molecular function: protein tyrosine phosphatase activity; protein binding. NCBI's taxonomy places the organism in Eukaryota, Metazoa, Arthropoda, Insecta, Diptera, Drosophilidae. The record is from RefSeq and is a predicted model, not a curated record. Gene Ontology annotation, biological process: protein dephosphorylation.
AACGGUUAUAUUAGCUAGUAUUCGGGCGAAACUUUCGAUCUUAGUAGUACUAGUGCCCAAUAUUCGCGGUCUCGCGCUCCCCGAAAAAAGCAACAAUAAAAUCCACAAUCUGUCACCUCAACUGAAGCAAUGAGGCCCUAAGAUGGACACCAGACAUUGGAAGCCAUCGUUCAAGGUUUACGGGUUGAUCCUGACCCUAUGGAUCGCCUGGGUCCAAGGUCAAACCGAUCCUUCGCCCAUUCCAGUGGUUGGGAGCCAGGAACUAGCCGAUAAGGUCGAGGUGGCUGUGGUUUCUACGGUCUAUACGCUCGGCUUCAGCAUCCCCGAUGAGACGGACUACUCCAUUGAAGGAGUCACCUGUCGCAAUGGAUCCGGAACAGAGACCAAAGCCAACGAGGCUAACGUGUGCGAAAACCUUAAUCCAUGCACUUUCUACUCGUGUGUGGUUUCAUUCCGAUCAAACGUCGUUGGCAUGCACCCACCUACAGAUCAAACGAUCUAUGCCUACACCGAGUAUAAACAGCCCAGGACCACAAUGACCUCGGUGGUGCCCACGGCGAAUACCAUCAAAGUGACCUGGCAGACAACCGAUCGCUCCUGUGUGGAGUCCUUUGAAAUCACGGCAAAGACGGCGGAUAACUCAAAAUCCGCCAUGCAGCUAAGUGACAAGAAUUCGCAAACUUUUACCGAACUAAAUGCCUGUGUGACCCACACUGUAACCUUGGCCACACGGAACAACGCCAGUAUCGUGGUGGAUACGGAUUCCACCGAAGUGGACACUCAGUACGCGGAGCCCGGUGAUCUCGCAAUGAAUGUUACGAAUCUACCCAGUGGCAUUACGAUCGUCUCGUGGGGCGAUCCCACCGAGAAGAACUGCAUCAGCAACUAUGUCUUCAAGUGGAGGCGCGAAGAUUGCGGUAAGGAUCAAAAUCUGGAUACAACCACGGAGGAACCCAGUACUGAAACUACGAGUGAUACGGAUUACGUCACUGCCACCACAAUAGAGACCACUCCGGAUGACUCCGGCAAUGAAGUUGUGUGCGAUUGGACGGACGUCUCCUCUGAUGGCAAGUUGAGGGAAUACCUCUUGACCGAUCUUCAGGGAUGUGAGCCCUAUACCUUCGAAGUGUUUAUCAACGAGAAUAAUACCGCCAAGGCUUCGCAACAGUUCACUUCGGCCGAAAAGGCGGUCAGUGCCAUUUAUGAACCCAAUCCUACUGCGGCCUCCACCCAGUUGAAUUGGACUUGGUCGGCUCCCCAAAAUCAUCCCAGGUGUGUGGCCAACUACAGUGUGAAGUUGACGGGACCCACUCAGCGAUCGGAGAACCAAACCUAUGAGUUAGUUACACAGGAGAGGUUCGCUACCUUCGAGAACCUAGAUCCUUGUGGGAUAUACAUUGUGGAGAUUGUGCCGACUCAGUUAAAUGGGACCUCAGGAGCCAGGUACCAAGAACAGAGCACCGUCGGCGAAGAUCAGCCCACUCAGAUCUUGGAUCCCGAGGUGGAACCCGCCGCCUAUUCGAUGGUGGUGAGCUGGAAAACACCCGCCUACGCUGAUCUCUGCAUCGAUGGCUACCGUCUAUCUGGUUGGAUGGAGGACGACAAGUUAGUUGAGGUCGAGGCUCUAAGUGUUAGUACCCAGAAUACGACCGUGACCUUCGACAAGAAUCUUCUGGCCUGUCAGGUCUACAUUAUCCAGAUCAUACCAUAUACCAGAGAAAGUCUCGACGGUCAGCUGAAACAGAUCGAAGUGGAGACCAAUGCAGCUAUAGUCGAUAGCUCCAAGGUAAAGCUGGAAAUGAAGCAAGCGGGCUCUGAUUUCAUCGAGUUAACCGCCUUCAAUGCAGACUAUAACAACACCUGCGCGACGAUCUUUGCACUUUUUAGCUGCAAUGCCACCACCACAGUACGCAAUCCAUAUGCCGAGAGCUAUGAAGAGGGUCACAGCAAGCAGGGUUUCAAUACAAGUCUUAAACCCCUUUCCCCAUACACGACAUACGUCUGCAAAGUGGUGCUAUACAACAUAGCUGGACCUUCCGAUCCACUCACUUUGGCUGGUGUGAAGACCACAACCUACUUUCCGGAGCAGCCUGAGAAAGUAGAGCUAAGAGACAACACCGAAAGCAGCCUGAUGUUCGCCUGGGAUGCACCCACCUACACAAAUGGACCUAUUAAGUACUACCAGGCCUUCCUGAUGCGCCACGAGCCCAGUUACUUUGUGCCCGAGGACUGUGACGCGGUGGAACAGGAUACCAAGUCGGAGACCAAGGGCGAGCCGAAUGUGAACUUCACGGGCCUGGCUCCAGCGGUGCGAUAUAUGAUGCAGGUUGCGGCACAAAAUGAUUUCGGAAUGGGUCUGUAUACUAGCCCCGUUAUUGGAAUCACCCUGCCCACAGUAUCCGACAGCGUGACCCAUCUGACCGUAACGCCCCAGGGUCCGGAGAACAACAACAGCGAGUACGGCGCCAACGUGACAAUCACGUGGAAGGUUCCCUGCAAGUCGAACGGCGACAUUGAGUACUUCCAACUGGGCUUCACGGGCAAGCGGGAUCACUUCGCCUCCGUGGCGUUCCAGCGGAAGGUGGAAUUGGACACGGAGAACCGACAGGGUCGGAUUUCCUACACGGAGACGGAGAUGCAGCCGCAGUAUGACUACACGGUGCAGGUGCAGGUGAAGAAUCGUGGUGUAGAUCAGCUGAGUGAUAGCGUGGCAGGCACUUGGCAAUCCCCAGCGGGAUUGCCCACCGUUCCGAGUGAGGAACUGAUCAAGCUAAUGCGUGCCAAUGUCGAGGAGACGACUAAUCCCACGAAAUCGGCCAUUGUUCGUCUUCCCGCUGAUAUAAUGACCUCCGACUCGGGUGACAUCAAGUAUGUGGCCCUUAUGCUCUCCCAGAAGAGCUGUGCUGGCAUUCCUACCUUAAAAUACGACACAACGGGUGACCAUUGGCCCCAAGUGCUAUCCUACCAGGAAGCGGGGGCAGAUGGCACUGGGGAUUGCAGUCUGCAGUACCAAACCACCGAGGAGCGCUGGCAUCCGGUGCCUGUUCAACGGCAGGGAAAAGUCCUUCAGCGGGACUCAACCUCCAAUGAGGAAAUAGUCUUCACCAUCGGACUGGACAAGUGCUCGGAGACCACGAAGAGAUAUUGCAAUGGACCCCUGCUACCCGAUACGGACUACAAUGUGGUGGUCAGGCUCUUCACCGCCUCUGGUUACAGCGAUGCUGCAGUUCUGAAUUUCAAAACGAAGGCGGCCAUCAAGGUCACCCUGAUCCUGGUCAGCGUCUGCAGCUGCCUCCUCUUGGCCUUUGUCCUUGGCUUGGCAGUUCUCUGGGUGCGCAAGCGGUUGGCCUGGAAACGCGACUCUGGUCAGGGCAUCGAGGAUCCUUUCGGCAAUGUGAUCGCCAAGAACUUUGCCAUCUUUUAUGCGGAGGUGGCCAAGCCGGAGAAACUGGCGAGGGAGUUCAAGGAGAUCACCGUGGUGGCCCUGGAGCUGAGCUAUUCUGCCUCCGAGUUGGGUUGCCACAAGAAUCGUUAUGCGGAUAUAUAUCCUUAUGACAAGAACCGGGUGAUUCUGGAUAUAGAUGCUGAGGGAUCGGACUACAUCAAUGCCUCUUUCAUAGAUGGUCACACGCGUAAGAAGGAGUACAUAGCCACACAGGGACCAAAACCAGAGAGCGUGAUGGACUUUUGGCGCAUGAUCCUGCAGUACAACGUUAGGGUUAUAGUUCAAGUAACCCAGUUUCGCGAGGGAAAUAUUAUCAAAUGUCAUGAGUAUUAUCCCUAUACCAUGAGGGGAUUAACAGUGACCGUCAAGUCCAAGGAAGUCUUUGAGCUGUACGAUCGCACCGAAUUGACAGUUGUGCAUGAUAAGUAUGGUUUGAAGGAGAAGGUUGUCCACUUCUAUUUCAAAAAGUGGCCCGAUCACGGCUGUCCCGAGGAUCCUAUGCACUUGAUUACCCUCGUUAAGAAGGUGAAGGCGGAACGGCGGCCCAGUUACUCGCCCAUCGUGGUCCAUUGCAGUGCGGGAGUGGGCAGAACGGGCACCUUUAUAGGUCUGGAUCUGAUCAUGCAGCGUCUGAAGAGCGAGUCGAAAAUCAAUAUUUUCGAAAUAGUCAAGAAGCUGCGUUUUCAACGCAUGAAGAUGGUGCAGACGCAGCAGCAGUACACUUUCCUCUAUGCCUGCACCUAUGAGCUGGUGAAGCACAAGAUUCCCAGAGCGGCCUUGAAAUUGGAGGGUCGUCCCAAGUCCGUGACCAUGCCGGCCAUUACCGCUCCCAAGAAGGUGAGCUUCCCGGACGUAGAUGUGGGCAGUGGUGAUGCCUUUGUGGCCACUGCUCCGAUGUCCGAUCUGGAGAACGGUGCGCCCACCCUGCAGCUACCUAGCAGAUUCCCUGGAAUCCGGAGGAGUAGUCCCCCAGACGACGGAAACGAUAGUCCAACUACGAGCAGCAUUAUGUGAGAGUGUUUAUUUAUAGCAUUUAUACCAGCGAGCACAACUCAACCAGCAAUAAUAGCCAAAGAAAAAUGUGACGAAACUUGAAAGUUGUAUUUAAAAACUGUUUUUGUACAUAAAUGUUAUUUAUAAAGAAGAGCAUGU